Molecule: messenger RNA, 1738 nt
Organism: Manis pentadactyla (Chinese pangolin)
Lineage: Eukaryota; Metazoa; Chordata; Mammalia; Pholidota; Manidae
Gene: SDSL
Product: serine dehydratase like
Exons: 10
Coding region: 345-1547 (400 amino acids)
Biological process (GO): L-threonine catabolic process; L-serine catabolic process
Molecular function (GO): L-serine ammonia-lyase activity; threonine deaminase activity; pyridoxal phosphate binding
Source: RefSeq, a predicted model, not a curated record
CUGUCAAAUGGGACCAGAUAAUGCGUGUGUUGUGGACAGUGUGCAGAUAGUGAAGGUCGUUUCCUUCUCCUCCUUCCUCCACUGGGAGCUGUCCCUUUAACGUGGAAGGAGGGGCCAAGGCCACUGGGAGCGCUGGUGCCCAGGCAGGCUGGUCAGCUGUGGCCCAGCUAGCCUGGGGACUGCUGGGCAGGAAGCCCACAUUCUUGGGCUCCAGAGCAGAGGUGAGGCCCAGGUGGCCGUGAGAGGAGUCUGGUUUGGGCGGCCUGGGUAACUCACGGCCAGUGACAUCCCCCAUACAAGAGGUGCCCUUCGCGGAACUGCGUGGAGGUGGCUCAGACUUCGCCAUGGCGCCAUGCCUGGGGAAUCCCGGAGCCGUCCCAGCAAGGACCCCGGGGUCAAAUCGAGGAGCAGGAGACCUGGAACCCGGACCGAAAGUGGACAAGUUCAGGCUUGUGGCCCUCCAGGUGGUUGUGGGAAUGGAGUGCUCACUGGCAGAGCGUGCUAAUAGUGAGCACUUCCACAUAGUCACGCCCCUGCUGGAGAGCUGGGCACUGUCCCAGGUGGCGGGCACAACUGUCUUCCUCAAGUGUGAGAAUGUGCAGCCAACUGGCUCCUUCAAGAUCCGGGGCAUUGGGCAUUUCUGCCAGGAGGUGGUCAAGAAGGGAUGCAGACACCUGGUGUGCUCCUCAGGCGGUAACGCAGGCCUCGCUGCUGCUUACGCUGCUCGGAAGCUGGGCAUCCCUGCCACUGUUGUGCUCCCUGAAGGCACCUCCCUGCAGGUGGUGAGCAGGCUGCAGGGGGACGGGGCUGAGGUUCAGCUCACUGGAAAGGUCUGGGACGAUGCCAAUCUGAGGGCACAAGAGUUGGCCAAGAGGGACGGUUGGGUGAAUGUUCCUCCGUUUGACCACCCCCUGAUAUGGGAAGGCCACGCCAGCCUGGUGCGGGAGCUGAAGGCAGCGCUGGGAGCCCCGCCAGGAGCCCUGGUGCUGGCGGUAGGGGGUGGAGGACUCCUGGCUGGGGUGUCAGCUGGCCUGGCAGAGGUGGGCUGGCAGCAUGUGCCCGUGGUUGCCAUGGAGACCCGAGGGGCGCACUGUUUCAAUGCAGCCAUCAAGGCAGGCAGGCUAGUGACACUGCCAGCUAUCACCAGUCUGUGCAAAAAAUGGCACAAUCAUGGUUACAGAGUCAGAGGAGUGAUGUGCAUUUGUCAGUCAUUCAUGGGACACACAAUUUUGGAGCACCUCCUGGUGCCAGUGUGGCCAAGUGCCUCGGUGCAAGGACUGUGGCUGCGCAGGCCCUGGAAUGCACGCGGGAGUUCAAGAUCUUCUCUGAGGUGGUGGAGGAUGUGGAGGCCGUGUGUGCUGUGCAGCAGUUCCUGGAUGACGAGCGCAUGUUGGUGGAGCCUGCUUGCGGGGCAGCCUUGGCUGCCAUCUACUCAGGUCUCCUCGGGAGGCUCCAGGCUGAGGGCCGCCUGCACCCUUCCCUGGCCUCUGUCGUGGUCAUCGUGUGUGGAGGCAAUGGCAUUGACAGCCGAGAGCUGCAGGCUCUGAAAGCCCAGCUGGGUCAGAGCUGAGAGCUCCUGGUCUGGGAUGGACCUUCUGUCGCUGGCUGGGGCCUCUGUCAUGGGCUGUAGUGGACACUGCCCUGGGCUCCUGUGCAAGCCACCUCUUGCAGGAAGCCCUCUUAAUGGCUCCCUUUGGCUACCCUACAGCCCUGGCCAAUAAACACUUUCUGAAUUGAA